AUAUCGAUGAGUGUGCCUUAAAGACCCACACCUGUUGGAACGAUUCAGCCUGUGUGAACCUCGCAGGAGGGUUUGAUUGCCUUUGUCCGUCUGGACCAUCUUGCACUGGAGACUGUCCCCAUGAAGGCGGCUUCAAGCGGAACGGGCAGGUGUGGACCCUGAGGGAGGACAGAUGCUCCGUUUGUUCCUGCAAGGACGGGAGGAUUUUCUGCCGGAGGACAGCCUGCGACUGCGAGAACCCCAGCGCUGAUCUCUUCUGCUGCCCGGAGUGCGACACCCGUGUCACCAGCCAGUGCCUCGACCAAACUGGGCACAAGCUCUACCGCAGCGGGGACAACUGGACCUACAGCUGUCAGCAGUGCCGUUGCCUGGAAGGAGAGGUGGAUUGUUGGCCUCUUCUGUGCCCCAAUCUGGACUGCGAGUACACAGCCAUCUCGGAGGGAGAGUGCUGUCCCCACUGCGUCAGUGACCCCUGUCUGGCUGACAACAUCACCUAUGACAUCAGGCAAACCUGUCUAGAUGGCUAUGGAAUCACGAGACUUAGCGGCGCUGUGUGGACGAUGGUGGGAUCUCCUUGUACAACCUGCCAAUGCAAGAAUGGGAACGUCUGCUGCUCGGUGGAGUUAGAGUGUCUCAACAAUAACUGACCUAGUCAGACUGGACUGUGCCGAGGGAGGAAAACCGAUGACGUUGACACCUGAAGUGAAGCCGUAUGCGUUGGCGUUUUAUACAACAGACACUUACCAAAGUCUCCGCAUGAGGAAGAUGUUUGGGAGUUGCCUUUGGGACCUAUCACUCUGCUCAUCCUUGCUAGCCUUGUCCGGGUGACCUACAGUACAGCGCAUAGAAGUCAAUGGUUGUUAAAAGUUUUCAGUGUUGUAAAUUACACACUUCUCCUGUCAAGACAUUUGCAAAUCUGUUUAAAUUAUUUCAUGGGUAAACUAAUGCUGUAUUUUUGUUUUAAUUUGUGUAUUGGCAACAUGAUAGAAUUCAACUCUUCUUACUUUGGAUCUAGAUUUUACAAAUAAGACAGCCUGUUGUGAUUUUGUCCCAUGAUAUCACAUACUUAGUUCCAAGGUCCCUGUCAGAUGUAUUUAUGAAAAUAUGUAUGUAUGUACAGUCAAAUUGCAUAGUACUUAUAUUUCACAGC
Messenger RNA from Pterocles gutturalis (yellow-throated sandgrouse), 1150 nucleotides. RefSeq names its product protein kinase C-binding protein NELL1-like. The annotation marks the transcript as partial. NCBI's taxonomy places the organism in Eukaryota, Metazoa, Chordata, Aves, Pterocliformes, Pteroclidae. The record is from RefSeq and is a predicted model, not a curated record. The transcript is spliced from 4 exons. Gene Ontology annotation, molecular function: protein binding; calcium ion binding.